AUGAUAGAUACUCAAAUUGCGCAACUUUCCUCUACCCUGCAAAAUUGCCAACCAGGAGCCUUGCCAGCACAGCCAGUGCAACCUAUAGAUCACGCGAAUGAAAUUACUUUUAGAAGUGAUUCAAAUAAUGAUGGGCCCCCUAUGCCCAAAGAUGAUGAACCUAUAAUUACAAAAAUUGCUAAUCCUGAUUUUGUUAUACCAAAUACUGUUGUUACUAGCCUUGGUAAAACUCAAGAUAAGGCUAGAGAUGUGCAUAGCCCUGCUAUCAAAAUUCCAUUCUCAAAUAGACACCUAAAUAAUAAGUUGGAUAAGCAGUUUGAUAUUUUGACUAGGAAGAGAGCCUUUAAUGUGGUAGAGACUGUAGCUUUUACUGAAGAAUGUAUUGCACUACUACAAAAUAAGUCUCCACCUAAGUUAAAGGAUCCCGGUAGUUUUUCUGUACUUGGCCAUAUUAGUAAUAUUUUCAUUGAUAAAGCAUUGUGUGAUUUGGGUGCUAAUGUUAGUGUCAUGCCUUCAUUUGUGUGCUCAAAGCUUAAUAUCUUACCCCAGGUUCUCACCCGAGAUCCCUUGGAGGAAGUACAAUGUUGUGAUCUUAAUGCAGGGGAUGUUGACAUAUGGAGUAGAGAGGUGGAUGUAAUUGAGCAAGCUCUAGCAAAUGAGCAACUUAGCCCUGAUGAGAAUGAUAAAGUAGAAAAUUUAAUACAGGAAUCGUACUCUGUAGAGGUAAAGAAAUUUGAACUUAAACCUAUUCCUUCGCCUUUGAAAUAUAUAUUUCUUGAUGAGCAGGAAUUGCACCCCGUGAUCAUUAGUACUGCAUUCGAUGAUUCCCAGAUUUCCCAACUCCUAGAGGUUCUAAGAACCCAUAAGAGGGCAAUCGGGUACAAUAUUGAUGAUCUAAAGGGUAUUAGCUCUGACUUUUGUAUGCACGAGAUACACCUAGAAGACAAUCACAAGCCAUGUAUUCAACCACAAAGGAGGUUGAAUCCUAACAUGCAGGAAGUUGUCAAAAAGGAGGUCAUGAAGCUACUUGAUGCAGCAUUGAAAUAUCUCAUUGCCAAGGCAGAGACCAAGCCUAGACUUCUCCGUUGGGUACUUUCGCUCCAAGACAUUGACAUUGAAAUUAGAGACAAAAAGGGAGUGAAAAAUGGACCUUGGUAUGUCGAUUAUGCCAAUUAUUUGAGGAUUGGCAAUAUUUCAAGGAGGCACGAGAUGCCCCAAACUAGAAUACUUGAAGUUGAAAUUUUUGAUGUUUGGGGUAUUGACUAUAUAGGACCGUUCCCAUCUUCCAAUGGGAUUUGUUACAUACUCGUGGCCGUUGAUUAUGUGUCCAAAUGGGUCGAGGCCAUUGCUUCACCAACAAAUGAUGUCAAAUUGGUCAUUAAACUUUUCAAGAAGACCAUAUUUCCAAGAUUUGGUGUCCCGCGAGCUAUCAUUAGUGAUGGAGGUUCUCACUUCCAUGAAAGACAGUUGGAUAACCUUCUAAAGAAGUGUGGAGUCUACCACAGGACCGGGCUUAGUUAG
Molecule: messenger RNA, 1521 nt
Organism: Chenopodium quinoa (quinoa)
Lineage: Eukaryota; Viridiplantae; Streptophyta; Magnoliopsida; Caryophyllales; Amaranthaceae
Exons: 7
Coding region: 1-1521 (506 amino acids)
Biological process (GO): DNA integration
Molecular function (GO): nucleic acid binding
Source: RefSeq, a predicted model, not a curated record